UUGUGUGCAUACUUAAAUAAAUUUGUCUCUCUCUCUCUCUCUCCAAAAGGAGCAAGUCGACCAAAAUGAGGAAGGCGAAGCCAAUGGAAGGCGAUGAGAACCAAUAUAAGAAAGGUUUAUGGACGGUAGAAGAAGACAAGAUACUCAUGGAUUAUGUAAAACUGCAUGGAAAAGGGCAGUGGAAUCGUAUUGCCAAAAAAACAGGUUUGAAGAGAUGUGGGAAGAGUUGCAGGCUAAGGUGGAUGAACUACCUGAGCCCAAAUGUGAAACGAGGCAAAUUUACUGAGGAAGAAGAAGAUCUUAUCAUUAGACUCCAUAAGCUCCUCGGAAACAGGUGGUCCUUGAUUGCCAAAAGAGUGCCAGGAAGAACUGACAAUCAAGUGAAAAAUUAUUGGAAUACUCAUUUGAGGAAAAAGCUUGGAUUCAAAGAGAAAAGAAACAGAAAUGGUGAUUCUAGCUUAGCAAAACCCCAGAAAGAAGAAGCAUCAAAAAGUUGCAGAGGAACAAGUUCUUGUACCAAUGCAAGUGCAGCCACCGAAAUUUCAGUGGAAAACGCCACCCAGAAAGGCCUGAGAAAUGUCUCAGAAAUACAAGAAUUCAUGAGUGAUGAAAGCUUUGUCAACUCUUUAUGGAAUGCUGCAGAUGAGUUAGAUUUUGUAGGUACCCUAACCAUGCUGGAGUUUAUGGAUGGUUGUUCUUUAAGUUGAUUUUUAAUCCAAUCUAUUAAUGAUUCAGAACA
This is a messenger RNA of Mangifera indica (mango), 739 nucleotides long. Its product is annotated as transcription factor WER-like. NCBI's taxonomy places the organism in Eukaryota, Viridiplantae, Streptophyta, Magnoliopsida, Sapindales, Anacardiaceae. The transcript is spliced from 3 exons. The record is from RefSeq and is a predicted model, not a curated record. The coding region runs from base 66 to 707 and encodes 213 amino acids.